GCGCGAGCCUGCGAGCGAAGUGCGGCGGCCGCGGAGGGCGACGGACCGGGCCGUGACCGCAGCCUCCCCCACGAGCCUUCCCUCGCCCCGGCCGGGUCAGCGCAGACCCACGGAGAGGCGGCGGCGGCGGCGGCGGCGGCCUCGGCAAGCUGUUUUUCUCUAGACUAAUAUAAAUAGAACAUCCUGGAAUCCACCAUGAAUGGACAGUUGGACCUAAGCGGAAAGCUAAUCAUCAAAGCUCAACUUGGGGAGGAUAUUCGACGAAUUCCCAUUCAUAAUGAAGAUAUUACUUAUGAUGAAUUAGUGCUAAUGAUGCAACGAGUUUUCCGAGGAAAACUUCUGAGUAAUGAUGAAGUUACAAUAAAGUAUAAAGAUGAAGAUGGAGAUCUUAUAACAAUUUUUGAUAGUUCUGACCUUUCCUUUGCAAUUCAGUGUAGUAGGAUACUGAAACUGACAUUGUUUGUUAAUGGUCAACCCAGACCCCUUGAAUCAAGUCAGGUGAAAUACCUCCGUCGAGAACUGAUAGAGCUUCGCAAUAAAGUGAAUCGCUUAUUGGACAGCUUGGAGCCACCUGGAGAGCCAGGACCUCCCACCAGUAUUCCUGACAAUGAUACUGUGGAUGGUAGGGAAGAAAAACCUACUGCUUCUGAUUCUUCUGGAAAACAGUCUACUCAGGUUAUGGCAGCAAGUAUGUCAGCUUUUGACCCUUUGAAAAACCAAGAUGAAAUCAAUAAAAAUGUUAUGUCAGCAUUUGGCUUAACAGAUGAUCAGGUUUCAGGGCCACCAAGUGCUCCUGCAGAAGAUCGAUCAGGCACUCCUGACAGCAUUGCUUCCUCCUCCUCAGCAGCUCACCCACCAGGAGUCCAGCCGCAGCAGCCACCGUACACAGGAGCUCAGACACAAGCAGGUCAGAUUGAAGGCCAGCUGUACCAACAGUACCAGCAACAGGCUGGUUAUGGUGCGCAGCAGCCGCAGGCCCCACCUCAGCCACCUCAGCAGUAUGGUGUGCAGUAUUCAGCCAGUUAUAGUCAACAGACUGGACCCCAGCAGCCUCAGCAGUUCCAGGGAUAUGGCCAACAACCAACUUCUCAGGCGCCAGCUCCUGCCUUUUCUGGUCAGCCUCAACAACUGCCUGCUCAACCGCCACAGCAGUACCAGGCGAGCAGUUAUCCUCCACAAACGUACACUACCCCAACGUCUCAGCCUACCAAUUACACUGUGGCUCCUGCCUGUCAACCUGGAAUGGCUCCAAGCCAACCUGGGGCCUAUCAACCAAGACCAGGCUUUACUUCACCCCCUGGAGGUACCGUUGCCCCUCCUACAAGUGGGCCCAACCCUUAUGUACGUUCUCGUCCUCCCUUUGGUCAGAGCUAUGUCCAGCCUGGACCUGGUUAUCGAUAAGGAGGCUCAGCUACACUGAUGAAUGUAGCUGAUUGCUAUCCCAAAAGACUCCAAUACUAUUUUAUUUUAAUUUGUAUUGAAGUUCAGAAAUUUAAAAAAGCAGAGCAUUUUUUAUAAUUGUCGCUGUUAAUUGAAGUAUAAAUUGCUGGAAUAUAAAACAAGACCAAAAUGAAAGUUUUUUCCUUCCCUGCUUAAAAAAUGUAGCAGCUUCCUAGUUAUUUUGGAACACUAUUCUUACAUGUGUGUAAAGUGAUUGACCUUCUAGCUUCUCUUGUCCAGAGGAUAUUAAAAUGCUGGGUUGAGAUGUAGCCAUCUUACUUGGCUUUUUACUAAUAACUUGAUGUACUUAAAGGUAGAGCCCUUUGAAAAGACAAUUAGAUAUUAUGUAUAAAUGUAACAUUGAUAGGUUAAUAAAGAUGAUUGAAUCCA
This is a messenger RNA of Oryctolagus cuniculus (rabbit), 1830 nucleotides long. It is a transcript of the gene TFG, whose product is annotated as trafficking from ER to golgi regulator. The record is from RefSeq and is a predicted model, not a curated record. Gene Ontology annotation, biological process: COPII vesicle coat assembly; endoplasmic reticulum to Golgi vesicle-mediated transport. Gene Ontology annotation, molecular function: identical protein binding. Gene Ontology annotation, cellular component: endoplasmic reticulum exit site. Lineage: Eukaryota; Metazoa; Chordata; Mammalia; Lagomorpha; Leporidae.